AUCGGCUCGAGCGAGGGACAAACACCAGCGAAAGCGAGCCGCGAAACGCGCGCACAGAUAGUAGCCCCGCCGUGCUGCCGCGUCACGGUGACCCGUCGCCGACAGUGGACUCGCGGACACCGCCGGAGACACACACUCGCCGAGAAGGACCACCAUGAGAGCACCAUUGCUGACUUGCGCGGCCAUCAUAGCCUGCUGCUGCUGGCCGGCCGGUGCCCAGGACGACACAACGGACGCGCCGGAAGUUGCCACUGACCAGCCACCCCCUGUCACGACUCCACCUCCACCGCCGCCGCCACCAGGCAUCAAUCCGAACCACUCUUAUUACCCGCCCAGUUAUAAACCUCACUUUGGUGGCUAUAACCCCAACGGAUACUGGAACAGCUACCCCAGCCAGGGCUACUAUCCUCACUCCUGGUCGUAUCGUCCUCCCGCCUAUCACCCGCCCCCUACCACGUAUGAGUGGUGGAGACAGUUCAACAGGAGGCCUUCGUUCGAGCACGGUGGCUUGAACGGUGGUGGGGGAGGCUAUGGCUACUGGCCCUCAGCUGGUUCCGGCUACAUGCAACCGUACUACGGCAGCAGUUGGUGGCAGCCGUACUACGUGGCCGUAGGCUACUAUAGGCGAAGUAGCUCCCCGCCUCAAACGGGUACUAGCUACCCCAGCUAUGGCGGACACUACGGCGGUUACGGCUACGGCGCUGGUUACCCUUACGUUAGCGGCUAUGACAAGUUUGGCUACCCAUACUACAGGAGUGGCUAUUACGGAGGGGGACUAUACGGCGGGCACAACGGUUACGGUGGAGGCAACACUCGCUCUUAUGGCUGUUAUACAAGCGGCUGCGGAAGUUACGCACCCUCUUAUCCGUACCAAGGGGGUUAUCCGUAUAAUGGCGGUUACCCGUACACAGGGGGUAGCUACGGCAGUUACCCGUACAAAGGGGGCAGCUAUGGCAGUUAUCCGUACUACAACAGUUAUGCAACCUACCCUUACCACAGUAGUGGUUAUGGAGGGCAACCGUACUACGGAGGUGGACAUUAUAAUUACGGCUAUGGCCAUGGCACGUACUACCCAAGUGGUGGUGGCCAAACAGGUUACCCCUCUUACCCUACCGGCUACUACAGCCCUCACAGCUAUGGAUACGGCUAUGGGUAUGGAUAUCCACACUAUAAUCAAGGUAGCAGUUACAGUAAUGGUUACGGAGGCUAUUCUACUGGAAAGUACUCUGGCGGUGGCUCGUACCCGUAUGAUUAUUACGGGGCUUAUUAUAACCGGUACUACCCAGACUAUCAUCGUCAUUAUUACUAUCCAGGAAUGACUCGGGGUUGGUAUGAUUGUACUUACUAUCCAACAGCGGUCAAUAAGGGCUACGCUGUCUCAGGAUCCGAAGGCGUAAAACAAAAGGUUGACCGUACGAAGCAGAACACAGAAAAAAUAAAGAGGACAUUUACGCGACGAUCUAUCCGUGAGUUGCUGAAAAGCGCCGAAUACACAGGCUCAGAGACCAGGAGGGCCAACGAUCGUGGCCCUAUGCUAGACCUUUCAAACGACGGUCUUGUCGGUGGUAUCGCACUUCUAUCUCAAGACGCCGCAACGAAAAAGGACACUACCACCAGCAUGUUUAAGGCUACAGACAAUGCGAGGUCAUUUGCCAAGGCAGGAGAACCCAACGAGGGUGACCAGCGGAUCACGCCGGAAAUGGUAGAAAGCUUUGAGAGGAGGCUGACGGCCAUGAACCGCAUGUUCGAGGAGUUGUUGACGCCUAAGGACAUGCAGGACGACGGUGAUUACUUCAUGAGACGUGUGCGGGCGUACCGCAGACUGCUGGGCCAGGUGCAGCAGCGUGGCAUGGGAAUCGGUACGUCGCCAAACGACCUCGAUUCGCAAGGCAUGUUGCGACGGUUAAGAAUGCUCGAGAACGAACUGGACGAUCGCCGGAGGAGAGCUCUGCGAACUCUUUACCACGCCUUGAUUGAUGCGGACCUGACGGUGUCAGACAAGCUCAAAGUACUCGCAACUGUGUAUAACUUCGCCAAAGGAGACAUGAGCGACGAAAGCGACGAGGGCGCCGAAUCUAUGGACAGAAGCGUGAUCUCGUCAGAGGCUGAAGCUGUUAAGACCCCUGAGAACGGCAACUCGAUGACAGAUGCAGAUGCGAAGAAGUUUUAUGACAAACUCGAGAAAUUCUUGGAACUUACACGGACGGCGGAACCGUCAACGUCUGACGAAGGAGGCGAAAGAAAGUUCGAAACUACGUCUGGGGCUUCGAAGUCCUUGUCCAACAGCCUGGAAUCUUCAAGUUCGGAGUCGUCGAGUUCAGAGUCUGACAGCUCUGGUGACCGGACAAAGUUUGAAAUCAAAGGGUCGGUCAGCUUGGCGCUUGAUGUAGAAGGAAAGACCGACUUUGGCACAGACACCAUUGGUAACCUGAUGAAGACAAUGCUGUCAUAAAAGCUGAUUUCCCGUGAAUACACAAUACCGUAUUC
This is a messenger RNA of Rhipicephalus sanguineus (brown dog tick), 2487 nucleotides long. RefSeq lists its product as uncharacterized. Lineage: Eukaryota; Metazoa; Arthropoda; Arachnida; Ixodida; Ixodidae. The transcript is spliced from 2 exons. Bases 155 to 2452 code for a protein of 765 amino acids. The record is from RefSeq and is a predicted model, not a curated record.